Ilex paraguariensis (yerba mate) is the source of this 2882-nucleotide messenger RNA. The record is from the annotation of a GenBank genome assembly. NCBI's taxonomy places the organism in Eukaryota, Viridiplantae, Streptophyta, Magnoliopsida, Aquifoliales, Aquifoliaceae.
CAUCGGUCACAUCUUCAACACAUUCUCAAUUGCACUUUACCAUUGAAGCACUCCUUCACCAACUAUUGUUGACGCCGCCGCCGCCGCCCUAGGCUCGCGGCUUCCGGAGCCUCUCCGGGUCGGCUAACGCGAGCGCUGUUACUGAGCUGUCGCUUAUGUCAUGACGUCUAGAGUUGUGCCGUCGAACGGGGGAGGUUACGGUGCAGACGUCGGUGGCGGUGGAGAGCAGUGGAACGGCGGCUACUGUUUUAGGAUUUUACGGUUCGUUUUGUUGAGUUUUAGAGGGAAUGUUACGCUUGGUGUGGAUAUUGGAAUUGGAUUCGGGAGAACAUGGGCAACGAGAGGGAGAUUAACCCAUAUAAGAAUGGUCCUUUCUUCUUUUCAAGUACUGGUACAACUAGUCUUUAUUGGAUGAAGUUUGGGAUCUUCUUAGUCAACCCAUCAAUGGCGAUCCAAGUGUGUUUAUUAAUUCUGAUUGGACCGCUUUGUGCGCGGAAUCGAAGUAUAUGGUUUACAAUACUUCGCAGAGCAUUAUUCCUGGGAAGCUCAAUGUUCAUUUGGUAGCUCACACGCACGAUGAUGUUGGCUGGUUGAAGACUGUUGAUCAGUACUAUGUUGGUUCCAACAACAGCAUUCAGGGAGCAUGUGUUCAAAAUGUGCUGGAUUCAUUAAUUCCAGCUUUAUUGGCCGAUAAAAAUAGGAAAUUUAUUUAUGUUGAACAGGCGUUUUUCCAGCGAUGGUGGAGAGACCAGAGCGAGGCAGUCCAGAGCAAAGUCAAGCAGCUUGUCAGCUCGGGUCAACUCGAGUUCAUCAAUGGAGGCAUGUGUAUGCACGACGAAGCUGCCCCACAUUAUAUUGAUAUGAUAGAUCAGACAACACUAGGGCAUCGAUUUAUCAAAGAUGAAUUCAACCUAACUCCAAGAAUUGGUUGGCAAAUUGAUCCCUUUGGGCAUUCUGCAGUGCAGGCCUACCUAUUGGGGGCCGAGGUUGGAUUUGACUCCUUUUUCUUUGGACGAAUUGAUUACCAAGACAGAGCUAAGCGGAAAGAAGAGAAGAGUCUUGAGGUUGUCUGGCGGGGUUCUAAGAGUCUUGGUUCUUCUGCACAGAUUUUUGCUGGAGCAUUCCCUGAAAACUAUGAACCUCCAAGUGGUUUCUACUUUGAAGUCAAUGAUGAUUCACCAAUUGUCCAGGAUGACUUCAAUUUGUUUGAUUACAAUGUCCAAGAGCGUGUCAAUGAUUUUGUAGCUGCUGCUUUAUCACAGGCUAAUAUUACUCGCACGAAUCAUAUAAUGUGGACCAUGGGGACAGAUUUCAAGUAUCAGUAUGCUCAUACAUGGUUCCGGAACUUGGACAAGCUGAUUCAUUAUGUGAAUCAAGAUGGCCGUGUGAAUGCCCUGUAUUCUACUCCAUCAUUUUACACUGAUGCAAAAUAUGCAACAAAUGAUUCAUGGCCACUCAAAACUGAGGACUUUUUUCCAUACGCAGACAAUGUGGAUGCUUACUGGACAGGGUAUUUUACAAGUAGGCCUGCCCUCAAGGGCUAUGUUAGAAUGAUAAGUGGCUACUAUUUGGCAGCAAGGCAACUGGAAUUUUUUAUGGGAAGGAGAAAAUCAGGACCCACCACCGACAGUUUGGCUGAUGCUUUAGCAGUGGCUCAACAUCAUGAUGCGGUUAGUGGCACUGAACAGCAGCAUGUGGCUUAUGAUUAUGCAAAACGGCUGUCAAUAGGCUACAAGGAGGCAGAGGAUUUAGUUGGAGUUACACUCGCUUGUAUGGUAGAAUCAACAUCAAAAUCUAGAUGUGUGAACCCUGUGACCAAGUUUCAACAGUGUCCUCUUCUGAACAUAACUUAUUGUCCUCCAACAGAAGUUGAUCUGUCUCUUGGAAAAAGAUUGGUGGUGGUUGUCUACAAUUCUUUGGGUUGGAAAAGAGAGGACAUCAUAAGAAUUCCUGUUAUCAGUGAGAAUGUCACUGUUCAGGAUUCCAGUGGAAAAGAAAUAGAAGCACAGGUUCUGCCUGUGGCUAAUGCCUCUGUAGCCUUGAGGAACUUAUAUGCUCCUGCAUAUGAGGGUCAAUCCCCAAGUGCAACUCUCUUAUAUUGGCUUGCAUUUACAGCAUCUGUUCCACCUCUGGGGUUCAGCACUUACAUUGUUUCCAGUGCAAAACGAGCAGCUGCUACUUUAGUGAGUCAAACAGUGUACAGUUCCUCGGGAAGUCAAAAUGAUACUAUCGAAGUAGGCCCAGGAAAUUUGAAGCUUAUCUAUUCUAGAAAUGAAGGAAAACUUGCUCAGUAUAAUAACAGGAGAAACAAGGUCAAAGCAUCAGUAGAACAAUCAUACACCUAUUAUUCUGGAUAUGAUGGAGCUGGGGAAGUUCAGUCCUCUGGAGCAUACAUCUUUCGUCCAAAUGGUACAUUCCCAAUCCCAUCUCCUGGCCAGAUUCCAUUUACCGUUAUGCAGGGACCACUCUAUGACGAAGUUCAUCAGAAAAUUAAUUCAUGGAUAUCUCAGGUCACAAGAGUAUACAAGGAAAAGGAGCAUGCCGAAGUUGAGUUUACUGUUGGACCUAUACCUAUUGAUGAUGGAAUUGGGAAAGAGGUUGUCACUCAGAUUACAACUACCAUGAAAAGCAAUAAGACUUUUUUCACAGACUCUAAUGGACGCGAUUUCCUUGAGCGGAUUCGAGAUUAUAGAGCUGACUGGGACCUUUUAGUGAACCAACCUAUUGCAGGAAAUUAUUAUCCGAUAAACCUCGGAAUUUACAUGAAGGAUGACAGCACUGAGCUCUCAAUCUUGGUAGAUAGAUCUGUAGGUGGAUCCAGCAUUUCUGAUGGGCAGUUGGAGCUGAUGCUCCACAGGUUUUUUCCCAUACCAUUGGCCUAA